AUGUCGCCUUCGAAACCCGUCUCGAUCCCGGAGUGGAUGACAAACGAUUUUUUCAUCGAUGCGGUUGCAAAAGCGUUCAACGUCUCGCAAAGCGAACUCACCGUCGAGCAGCUAGACGUUCGUCCGGCCACGGAGGCGGGCGACAAUUUCGUAUCGAUCAUGUACCGCGUGAAAGUAACGGUACUGAUGGGGAACUCCGACGCGGAUCGACGAACCGUGUCCCUGAUCGUGAAGGCUCUCCCGCGGUUGGGCCUUUCCGAGGAAAUGAUCUCCGCGCUGAAUGUCUUCCCGAAGGAGAUGGCCGUGUAUACUGAAAUUUUGCCCGCAUUCGAGCAGCUAUACCGUGACCAGGGUGUGGAGGUUACAUUUGGACCGCGCUGUCUGAAGCACUGCACGGAUCCGACGGAUAUUAUCGUGAUGGAGGAUCUGAAGGAUCGCAACUUUCAGAUGGCCGUGCGUCAAAAGGGGCUCGAUUUGGAGCACUGUCACACGCUGCUCCGUCGGUUGGCUCAGUUCCAUGCAGCUUCGGCAGUUCACUACGAACGGAAUGGGCCGUACGAUGCGAAGUUUAAGGAGGGCAUGUACUCGGAAAAGAACCGCGCCAUGUUCGAGCAGUUUCAGGCUCAGCACGAUGUGUUCAUGUACGAAACUAUGUGCACGUGGCCAAAUAAUGGUAAACUGUACGCCGAGCUUAUGAAACGCUGGGGUAUGGAGAUGUUUGAUGCGUUGCUACGCAUCACGAAACCUGAUCCGGCCAAGUUUAACGUGCUAAACCACGGCGACAUUUGGUGCAACAACAUGAUGUUCCAGUACGACGAUGGCGAAAAGAUCAAAGAAAUAACGCUCGUCGACUUCCAGAUGUGCAUGUGGAGCUCCCCCGUAGUUGACCUUCACUACUUCAUCUUUUCGUCGGUGCGCGCCAACUUGAAGUUACGCCAGCUGGACCACUUGAUUUGUUACUAUUUCCAGCAUUUGACCGAGAACUUGACCUUGCUCCAGUACGGCGGGGUGCGUCCGUCGUUGCAAGACCUGCACUCGGAUUUCAUUGAGCGGCAACUGUACGGUCUCAGUACGGCCUUUUCCGUGUUUCCCAUUUGUGUGAUGGAGAAAACAGAGAACGCUUCCAUCGAUCUGAUGCUCGAUCAGGGUGACGCUGGGACGGCGUUCAAGCAGAAAAUGUACAACGGAGCCGCGUACGUCGAGCAGAUGAUCCCGAUCCUGGAGUACUUCUACGAUGCCGGCGCGUUCGACAUAAACCAGCAAGGCAACCAGCGUCCUGCCGGCAUCGAGUGUGAUCGCUCACUCCAUCUACCGCUGUGGUUGGAUGGGAAAUUCUUCGACGACGUAGUGGAGGCGAAACUUGGCCCUUGUCCCACCGGAGGUCGCCGUCUCAUCCGAAACAUCCACCUGGAACUCGCCACCAAGAAGGGCGAUAACUACGCGUCGGUGUUGUAUCGCGCAAAGGUCGACGUGCUGAAUCAAGGUACCGGCAUCGUCGAGAGUUUUUCGACGAUUGUAAAAGCACCACCGAAGGGCGUACUGGUGGAGCACAUGGCGAAUCUAAACUUCUCGACACGAGAGAUACAGAUGUACCGGGACCUGCUGCCCGCGUUCGAGAAGCUCUAUCGCGAUAAGGGUAUCAGUGCGCUGCUCGGACCAAGGUGCUUGAAGGUGUGUCAAGGCGCACCGGCCGACGUGCUGGUGCUGGAAGAUCUUUCGCACAACGGCAGCAAACGUAUGGCCGACCGUCGCGCAGGUUUGGAUCAAUAUCACACCGAGCUGGUGUUGGAACAGCUGGCCAGAUUUCAUGCCGCAUCUGCCGUUUUCGUCGACCAGGGACAUACCCUGUCCAGUGACUUUAACGGACCGAAAGUGGUGGAAAGCCUGAAACAUAUGGGCACACCACUGUUCCAACCAAUGCUGGAUGGUUUGGUGGACUUCAUGGCGAACUGGGACUUUGUGCCUGCGGACCAUUAUGCCGACAUGAAGGAGCUGGCCAAAAAUGCCUUCGAUGAGCUUAUCGGAAUUAUCACCGCCCAGGAGGAUCGGUUCAAUGUGUUAAACCAUGGUGACCUGUGGAUCAACAACAUCAUGUUUAGCACCAACGCGGAAACGGACGUGGCAACCCUGCUCGACUUCCAGAUGUGCUGCUGGGCGUCGCCGAUGAUUGAUUUGCACAGCUUUCUAUUCUCCUCCGUCCAAUUGGAGCAGAAGCUAACGAAGCUAAACUACUUCCUUCGCUACUAUCAGGAAAAGUUGGUCGACAAUCUCGUGCUGCUCGGGUACCGCAAACGUUUGCCAACGCUGCAGCAGCUGCUCGUUGACUUCAACGACUAUCUAAUGUUGGGAUUGAUCGACACGAUGCUGGUGCUACCGUUCGCCCUCGUACCGGACACGGAUGAUGCGUCGCUGGAUACGGCCCUCGAGAACAGCACCGAUGCUGGGCAGCGUUUUCAGAAGCUGCUCCUGGACAACGAUGCGCUGAAGCGGCAUAUGGAACUGCUGCUACCCUACUUCCGGAAUCGAGGCGUACCCCGAAAAGUUAACUUGUAA
Molecule: messenger RNA, 2553 nt
Organism: Anopheles marshallii
Lineage: Eukaryota; Metazoa; Arthropoda; Insecta; Diptera; Culicidae
Exons: 3
Coding region: 1-2553 (850 amino acids)
Source: RefSeq, a predicted model, not a curated record